AGUGAAUGCCUGUGCCAUACAAACUACAUACGACUCUCUUUAUGCUUUUGACACAAAAACUUGUACAUUAUUUAAACAUUAAUUUAACUUUGAAUUGAAUUUAUAGUAACCAAACGAUUGUGGGAUUUGUAUGCGUGAGAAAAACACUAACAAAAUGAUGGAAAAAGUGAUUUUAGCCGAAAGUGAUGACGACCUGUACGAGGGUUACAAUGAGUUUCAUCCGGCGCUCGACACCAGAAAUUUACAAUCGGAUGAAGGCUUCCAACAGGCGGUCCUCAAAAGCAGUUACGGUCACCGCAAAGGUGUCACCACUGGGUACAGGGGAACCACUGGCGCCACCGGCCGUACGAACACUACUGCCGGGUAUAGGCGCUCGUCGAUCACGUCGUCCGGUCCGAGGGGUGCGAUGGCAACCGCGGCCGCCGGCGGAGCGCAACCGUCCACCGCCCGACCCAUGACUGCCGUACGCGGUGUGGGCUAUACAUCGCAGGGCAAUCGUCAGGCCAACGGCGUCGGCGGUGUAUUCGACCCGUUAGGUCAGGCGAAGUCAAUGGUGUCCGGCUUUCAGGCCAGAGACGAGUCGACGCCCGAAGUGAAGGUCAAACUGUUGGAGAAGAAGAUCAACGAUUUGCUGGAGGAGAGUGUGUUCGCCGCCCAACGCCUGGAGUAUAGCCUGAGUCUGGAAAAGGCCAAAGAGUGCGUCCAAAAGGAGCGAUCGCUGUCCCGUAUGAAAGAGCAGUCGACUUUAGCCGACACUAUCGCCCCCAACAGCGACCUCUCAUUUGCCGUACUCUUCAAUUUGGCCGUUCAGUACACGAACGCCGACAUGUACUCCGAGGCCAUCAACACCUAUCAGUCCAUUAUCAAGAAUAGGACCUUCACUAAUACAGGCCGACUGAAGCUUAAUAUCGGAAACAUUUAUUUUAAACAAAAUAAUUAUCCAAAAGCUAUCAAAUUUUUUCGCAUGGCUUUGGAUCAAAUACCCACUAUUCAGAAGGACUUACGUCUGAAGAUAAUGCAAAACAUCGGCUUAUCGUUUGUGCGGUUGAAUCAGUUCGCGGACGCCAUCACGUCCUUCGAGUACAUAAUGUCUGAGAAAAUCGAUUCGAUGACAGCGUUUCAUCUGAUUGUCUGCAGCUAUGCGUUGGGUGACAGACCGCAGAUGAAGCAACACUUCGCCAAACUCUUGGAAGUGGUCAGCGAUGACACGUUUGAGGACAAGUACGCGAUGCACGCGGACAUCGGCGACGACAAUCUGGCCAAUCAUCUGUUGGUCGAAGUGAUCAAAAACGAUGAACUCAGACAAUGGGAACGACAACAGAAACACGACUCGGAGUGGUCUAUACUGACGGGCGCUAAACUGAUCGCACCGGUGAUCGGCGACACAUUUAGCCAGGGAUACGAGUGGUGUGUGGAGCAGAUCCGGGCCUCACGUCACGCCCAUCUCGCCAACGACCUCGAGAUCAACAAAGCGGUCAAACACUUGAGGGCUCGCGAGUUCUCGGAAGCGAUCGCCACUUUGAAGAGUUUCGAGAAGCGGGACAACAAGAGCGCGUCCACUGCGGCCACAAACCUGUCUUUCCUGUAUUUGCUUCAAAACGACAUAUCGAUGGCCGAGAAGUACGCCGACGACGCCAUUAACGCCAACCGAUACAAUGCGGGCGCUCUCGUCAACAGAGGGAACACCUAUUAUCGACAUCAAGACUACGAGAGGGCCAAAGAGUACUAUAAGGAGGCCGUCAAUAACGAAAGUCAGUGUCUGGAAGCCAUGUAUAACCUGUCGCUGGCUUUCAAGAAGUUGGGCGCCUGUGAGGAAGCGCUGGACUAUCUGUUUAAACUGCAUGCCAUCACCAAAAGACAUCCGCAUAUUCUCUAUCAGAUCGCCAAUAUUUACGAAUUACUGGGAAAUAGGGAUCAGGCGCUGGACUUUUACCAACAACUAUUACAUUUUGUGCCAUCGGAUCCGUCACUUCUGGUGAAGUUGAGUGAUAUGUGCGAUGCGGACAAUGAUAAACAACAGGCCUUUAGCUAUAUAACAGACAGCUAUCGGUAUUUUCCGUCACACAUACCAACCAUUGAACGAUUGGCCGCACAUUAUAUUGAAAACAAGAUUUACGAAAAGGCCAUCAAAUACCUGGAAAGAGCAGCACUUGUCCAACCAAAACAAAUCAAAUGGCUGUUAAUGAUAGGCGCCUGCCAUCGCCGGAGCGGUAAUUACCAGAACGCGUACAACUGUUACAAGAAUAUCCACAAUCUGUUCCCCGAAAACAUCGAAUGCCUUAAGUUCUUGAUCCGCGUGUCCACCGAUUUGGGACUCAAAGACUCGUACGAAUUCGCCGACAAACUCAAGAAACUGGAAAAGUCCAAAGAGAUCAAAGACCAACGCGUGGCCAGCGGUCUGAACGGUGUCAACGGUGUGCUGUCCCGUAGCGCGAGUCGAGCGUCCAAUCGCCGGUCGGCCGCCAGUUCUCGGGAGGGCUCGGCCUCCAGCAGUAGCAGCGGUUAUCUGACGUCCGCCAGUCCAAGGAGUACGGCCUCCAAAGGGGGCGGCAAUGGUAACGGUAAUGGCAAACAACAGCGGCUCGACAACGGGUUGGACGCCAACGGGAACAAGAAUCUGGUGGACAUGUCUGUGUACGAGUCGCUGGAAGUGCAUAACGAAAGGCCCACCACUUCUUGGAAACGCAAUGUGAACAAAGACGAGGACGACUUCGGCAACGAUGACAUCGUUGAUAUUUUGCCCGAUUAGAGACCAAACCGGCCCAAAGUGUUGGCCACAAACACAAC
Molecule: messenger RNA, 2787 nt
Organism: Medioppia subpectinata
Lineage: Eukaryota; Metazoa; Arthropoda; Arachnida; Sarcoptiformes; Oppiidae
Source: the annotation of a GenBank genome assembly